Molecule: messenger RNA, 2072 nt
Organism: Linum trigynum
Lineage: Eukaryota; Viridiplantae; Streptophyta; Magnoliopsida; Malpighiales; Linaceae
Source: the annotation of a GenBank genome assembly
GUUUAUUGAAAUAAAUUGAAAUAAAUGAAGGUGGAAAGCUAAAUUUAGCUUUUUGUAGUGUUGGAGUGAAAAUGAGAUUUGAAGAGCUAAAAAACAAUAUUUAACUAUUUGGGGAGUCAAAUUUGACUUUGUGGGUUGGAGACUUGGAGUUAGCCUUAGUCUUUCUCCAAAAGUACACCAUUGAUCAUUAUAUUCAAUUAUUAGUUACACCCCUAAAGUUUUCACUUUACUCAAAUCAACCCUCCAAAAACAUAGUCCUUCACAUUUUACCAUUUCCCCCUCUAAUAAAAACUUAUAUACCACAACGAGAGCGAACCUUUUCACCUGAUCUCUUCCCCAGUGUCGCAACCUAACGCCGUUCUCCUCCUCCUUCCCUAAUCUCCACCGCCGACGACCACCAGGCCAAACGAUGUUCCGUCAGGCGAGCCGUCUUCUGUCCCGAUCGAUCGCUCACCAACAGCCCACCAAGACGCAGGUCGCCGCUCGCGCUUUCUCCACCGAUGUUUCGGCCACGCCAACAGAGGAUUCGCCUUUCGCCCAAUCUUGGAAGAAGGUGAUCCCCCAUAUUGAUGCACCCAAGACUCCGUCCUCGUACAUGAAGACUCGCCCGCCCACGGCCUCCGCCAUUCCGACUAAGCUGACCGUCAACUUCGUCCUUCCCUACGCUUCCCAGCUCUCCGAGAAAGAGGUUGACAUGAUCAUCGUUCCAGCAACGACGGGGCAAAUGGGUGUCUUGCCUGGCCAUGUCCCCACCAUUGCGGAGCUAAAACCUGGGGUUAUGACCGUGCACGAAGGCACCGAUGUUUCAAAGUACUUUGUCAGCAGCGGGUUUGCAUUCAUCCAUGCGAACUCAGUUGCUGAUGUGAUUGCAGUCGAGGCUGUACCUGUUGAUCACCUUGACUCGAACUUGGUCCAGAAGGGGUUAGCAGAGUUCACUCAGAAGCUUGGUUCUGCUUCGACUGACCUGGAGAAAGCCGAGGCGCAGAUUGGAGUGGAUGUCUACAGUGCAAUGAACUCGGCUCUCACGGGUUAAUGGGCUCCGAACCCCAUAAGCAUGCUCUGUUUCUCAUUCCGUUUCUUUUUGUUUCCCCAUUGUGGUAUCAACAUUGCCUUACUGUUUGAAGUCUCUUCGUUAGCGACGAGAACGAAAAUCAUGUUUUGAGAUGGUUUCCAGAGUCUAAAUAAAAGGAGUAUAAAAGACCACCUUUGAGAUGCUGGAAACUUGGGAAUGUUCCAUCUCAUUUUUAUUUUGCAUCUGGCCCAUCAUAUAUUACAAACUUAGUUUCGUUAUCACCCAUGUUUCUAUUUUGUGUUUUAUUGUCCUCGAUUCAUAGCCAAUUGCUCUUUUCCUUGUGUUCAUCAUUCUGCACCAACUCGAGUUUGAGGUUCACAUCUUACCGUACGCCAUAUAUCGUUUUGGAUUCAAGUUGUUAUCUUUCUGAGAUGGAACGAGUUGUCCUUUCUAAAAGACGUCAAUAUACUAUAGAUUACAACGAUACAUGUCCAAGUCCAACAAUACAGUAUAGUAUCAGGAGAAAGCAAUACACAUUACACAGCAAAUUGUUGGGAGUAAGAGUGUGUGUGGCCGCCGGCCGCAACAUCAUUAGCAAGGGUUUCACAUAUACACAGCUUAAACCUGUACUGUCUGCACAUCUCGACAAGAACCAUUUGAUAAGAGGGUUAUCUUCUGGCAUCAGCUAUUCUCUUCACACCUUCUUCUCUCUUUGUCCCUCUUUUUAUGCCAGCGAAGGAGUCUUCUCGCCUGCUUAAAGUUGGAUCCCUGUGAUUGCUGGCAAGCUGCAGAAGCCAGUGUGUUUGAUCGUGGGUAGCAAUGACAACAGCAGUAGCGAUGCUAGAAUCAUGUCCGUAUUGUAUUGGAGGAGUAUAAAUUAUCUUCUAUUGACGUCAUAAUCUAGAGUGUUGUCUCCACGGACAGCCACCUUCAAACGCAUGUUCCAGCACGUCUUCCAUUCUCUUUGCCAGCAGAAUCUGUAAACGACGACAUGUAUGAUCAAGCUCUAGUGUGGGGAAAUUCAAAAGUGUAAACAAGUGACUAAAUCGACAUUCGGAUC